UGAACUCUGACGAGAUAUCGUUCCCAAAACGAGAGAAGCCUGUGCUUCUCCCACGCCCUCUCCAUCUUUCUCUCGAGCCUUCGCCAAUGGCCAUGGCUUCUCUUCACCAUCUCCAUAGAGCUUCUCUUGACCCCAUUUUUCUCUCCUCUGCCCCAUUAGAAGCGGUAACACCUCCAAAACUGUCAAAGAACCAAAAGCCUAGCCAUGCAGCGUCUCCAAUGUUGAGGAGAGAGGCACUGUUGGUCUCUGCUAUAUCUUUCAACCUGAUAGCACUGUCAUCUCCUAUACAGGCCAGAGAGAGGAGGAACAGGAAUACUAUCCCUUUGGAGGAGUUCAUGACUACCUCCGAUGGACUAAAAUACUAUGAUGUUGUUGAGGGUAAGGGUCCAAAAGCUGAAAAGGGUUCUAUUGUUCAGGUGCAUUUUGACUGCCUUUAUCGUGGCGUUACUGCUGUAUCAAGUCGUGAAUCCAAACUUUUAGCUGGCAACCGCAUCAUUGCGCAGCCUUAUGAGUUCACUGUUGGAUCACCUCCGGGCAAAGAAAGGAAGCGAGAAUUUGUAGAUAAUGCAAAUGGGCUUUAUUCAGCUCAAGCUGCACCAAAGCCACCGAAAGCUUUGUACACUAUAACUGAAGGAAUGAAAGUUGGAGGAAAGAGAACUGUGAUUGUUCCUCCGGACUUGGGUUACGGACAAAAUGGCUUGAAUGAAAUUCCACCUGGGGCUCCUUUUGAACUGAAUGUGGAGCUCUUGCAAGUUAUGUCACCAGCAACAGCAAAGUAAAAAGCCUUGUGGUCUUGAUGCUGAAUUUUUGCCUAAUUUGCAUUUGUGAAGUUCAAAAGGUUAAUUUUGUAUACGUUUGGUCAAAAUUUUAUGAAGGAACUUUCUGGAAAUAAAGUAGUAGUUGUAUUUCUAUUUA
Dioscorea cayenensis subsp. rotundata (Guinea yam) is the source of this 915-nucleotide messenger RNA. Its product is annotated as peptidyl-prolyl cis-trans isomerase FKBP18, chloroplastic. NCBI's taxonomy places the organism in Eukaryota, Viridiplantae, Streptophyta, Magnoliopsida, Dioscoreales, Dioscoreaceae. The transcript is spliced from 6 exons. The coding region runs from base 87 to 779 and encodes 230 amino acids. The record is from RefSeq and is a predicted model, not a curated record. Gene Ontology annotation, molecular function: peptidyl-prolyl cis-trans isomerase activity. Gene Ontology annotation, cellular component: chloroplast thylakoid lumen.